This is a messenger RNA of Metarhizium acridum CQMa 102, 1284 nucleotides long. RefSeq lists its product as uncharacterized. NCBI's taxonomy places the organism in Eukaryota, Fungi, Ascomycota, Sordariomycetes, Hypocreales, Clavicipitaceae. The record is from RefSeq and is a predicted model, not a curated record.
AUGUUCUCUGGCGCACUCGGGUCUCCCAAGGGGAAAGCCGUAGGCUAUGCGCUGAUUGAAGCAACGCCUACCACCUUCUCUUGGUCGGCAGCUUUGGAGGACGAUGAUGGGCCCCCAAUGCCCAUUGAUCGAUACCUGAUUAAAUUCGAUAGGGCUUCGAGAAAGAUAUCCCCUCCGGAACCCAUCGUACUCUCCGAGACAGAACUUGCGGAGGCAAUUUUCGCAGCAACGGGUCAACACUUGGCUUCGUCGACAAGGUUCACCGACGGCGCUCUAAGUAUCUCGUACAAAGUCACGGUCCAGGAGAGCUUGGAUAUCGCAUAUGUAGUUCAGCUACGCCAUCACGGCCGUGUCUCGUCCAUGGAUUCGAUCAUGACCUUGAUCUCGAGGACGGUUGACCAUCGGAUCUUGCCUGUGCCUCCUGUGUAUCCAAUACCAGGAGAAUGGAGACGGCAAGAGACCACGGGAAUGGGCAGGCAAAUAACUCGGCUUAUACCAGGCGUUAUGGCAUCCUCAGUCUACCCUCAAUUAUCACACAACGAGAAACUCGUUUUUGUGCAGAAGAUGGCUGUCGCGUUUCAGGCUUGUUGGCAAAUCCAGCUCCCGGAGGAUCAUCUGAUCGGUGAGCUUACUGCCGCUACGAUUGACGGUCGAGUCGUCCUCAAGAUCGAGCCCGAUCGACACUGCAGCCUCGGCGGCCCGUUUGCUUCUGUACGCGAGUAUCUCCGAGCGUACAUCAGGUUCUCACUCGCUGCCCUCGAAAAACAACAAGGUAUUGAGGAUUAUAAGGAGCAGUUUCUAGAGCGCAUAAGGGAUAUUGUGGACAACCACCUGCACGAAAUUCCUGCCAUUGUCGAAGAUAUUCCAAUCGUCGCCAUGCACGCGGACAUGGGCCUUCACAACAUCAUAGUGUCUGCUCAGAGUCCCACCGAGAUACAAGCCGUCAUUGACUGGGAGUUCGUAUCCAGCGCACCAUAUGCCUCACUCUACCGGAUCAUUGAGAUGCUUUUCCGCGAGCCUGCUCUCAAUGAGUUCGGCCCGGAGUACGAUCGUGCGGAUGAACUCCGCAAGGCAUUCUGGGCCGCCAUCCACGACUGGGAGCAGUGGAAUCAGAGCGAGGCGACACAGGCAUUCCUGGAGUGGUUCAGGUUCGGCCUCUUCAUGAAGCCUGAAUGGCGACCCAAAGACUUGUCCCCUGAUGAGAAAAGAGACUUUUGGCAAGAAAACAUUCGAGUUGUUGAGCGCAUUUUGAGCAAGCACUUGACUGAUGGUGAGCCAGCAUAG